AGGAUCUGAGGACCAAUGCCAAAUCUUUUCAGUCUCCUGAGGGGGAAUAGGUUUUGUCGUGCUCGCUUUACGACUGUCAUGUUGUGCUUGGGCCAUGUUCGUUUGUUGAUGAUGUGGACACCAAGGAAGCUCUCAACCUGCUCCACUGCAGCCCCGUCGAAUAGUGGCGUGCUCGGUCCUCUUCUUCCUGCAGUCCACAAUCAUCUCCUUUGUCUUGAGAGAUCAUAAUGAAUAACAUAAUAGGGACAGGAGGGACCUGAUCCUAGAUCAGCACUCUUACUCUGAUGCUUCAUGAAUAGUUUACAGGCCCUGGUUCAAGAUAACAGGAACUGCCAGCAGGUGUAUGUGUAACAGGUGUCACUGUUGUAUCCUAAUAGUGUGUUUCUCAUUUUAAUCCUCCACAUCCUGGGUGCGAAAAAAUGUAGGCUACAUGUACGCGCCCUCUUUGGUGGUCAGUGCUCAGCUCCCCCGCGACCAAAACGCGCGUGACCACAGAUCAUUGUUGUUUCUACGGGUGACUAUAAAGUCCAAAAAUGUUCCCGUUUGCCAUCAAACGGCGAUUUUACUAACGGGUUGUUUUCGUUAUUGCCGCAGAGCGCGCAUCAAGUGGUUAUUGUCAGGUGGUCUGAUCCACCGUUGCUAUUUUAAUGGAGAGCUUUUUUCAAAAAUGACGGAUGCAGAAAUAACGUUUUUACCGGUGGGGCAGGAUAAUGAGAGAUUCGGAAGUAACCUGCUCGACAAUAAAAAGCUGACCCGCCUAUACUGCAUGAAUGGCGGACAUCAUCUGCAGAUUCUCCCGGAUGGAACCGUGGAAGCGGUCCUGCGGGUGAAAUCUGUGGACCGUGGUGUGGUUGUCAUCCAGGGGACAGAGGCAGGACGCUACUUGGCCAUGAGCAGUGAAGGAAAGCUCUACAGUUCAUCCAUAGUAACUGAUCAGUGUUAUUUCCUGGAGAAGAUUGAGGUGAACCACUACAACACCUACCAGGCCCAGAAGUACCAAGACGGGAGUUGGUACGUGGGACUGAAGAAGAACGGGAAACCCAAACUAGGCUCCAGAACCCACAUAGGGCAGAAGGCCAUCUUCUUCUUGCCACGGCGGUUGGAGGGCACAGGGGAGUGAAGGGUGUAAGGCCAGGGGUGGAUCUGAAAUGGCCAAAUGUAGUACACUGUAUUGGGAAUAGGGUGCCAUUUCAGACACAUCCAUUCCAAGGUGCUCAGUGGGAAAUUGCAGGCAAACAGACAUGCUAAUCAAACAGUAUUUUACAUGUUAACUAAGUACUGAAGCUUGUGUUGCAGGUUAUAACAGCAGCAGCACUUUCGCCGACCUGUUAUAGAUGCUGUCACCUGUAUAAACUAUUAUAAGCUAUGUGAUGGACAUCUGACUGGUAGAAUCAUGCUAAAACUCAACCAAAUUAAGCAUUCCACUCCACACUAUAACUGCAAUCUACUUUAUGCUGCUAACUAGACAUCUAGAAUGUAUAUCUUUGUUGAUGACUGUUGUCCACUGUGGUCCUCUGUAGCUCAGUUGGUAGAGCAGGGUGUUUGCAACGCCAGGAUAGUGGGUUCGAUUCCUGGGACCAGCCGUACUUUAAAAUGUAUGCACACAUUACUGUCAUUCUUUUUUAGAUAAGUGUCUGCCAGAUGGCAUAUAUUUAAAUGUAAUAUUGAAUCAUGACAACACCAAUGAUAUGUAGCCUAUAUAUGGAAAUAUGAGUAGUGUCUCUCACCAGGCAAUUGUUAUAGAAAGCUGAUGGAAAAUAUAUCAAAUACUGUACAUUGAAAACCAUAUAUUUUUAAACCUAUGGGACCUGUU
Messenger RNA from Oncorhynchus keta (chum salmon), 1813 nucleotides. RefSeq names its product putative fibroblast growth factor 1. Bases 431 to 1120 code for a protein of 229 amino acids. Gene Ontology annotation, biological process: animal organ morphogenesis; regulation of cell migration; positive regulation of gene expression. The transcript is spliced from 3 exons. Gene Ontology annotation, cellular component: cytoplasm. Gene Ontology annotation, molecular function: growth factor activity; fibroblast growth factor receptor binding. The record is from RefSeq and is a predicted model, not a curated record. NCBI's taxonomy places the organism in Eukaryota, Metazoa, Chordata, Actinopteri, Salmoniformes, Salmonidae.